Messenger RNA from Cladocopium goreaui, 1554 nucleotides. Lineage: Eukaryota; Dinophyceae; Suessiales; Symbiodiniaceae. The record is from the annotation of a GenBank genome assembly.
AUGCCCAUGUUUGGACAAACCCACAGUGAAAGUGGAGAAUCUCAAGCUCCACCUGGACUUUUGCUGAAGCCAGCAGGUAGCCAGCUGUAUCGAGCAUAUCGGCAUGUCUUCACUGCAGCCUACGAAAGAUUGGCAAGAGCUUUGGAGGCUCAAGCAGAAGGCCUGGGUUACGAUCCCUUCGCCUUGCUCACACCUGCGGAGGUGGCAAUGGCCAUCCGAUCCUUUCCCGAGCUGAAAUUUGAGGAGUGUCACCUCUUGCUUCGCAUGUUAAACGCCCUUGAUUCAGCGCCUCAGCUCCUGAUUGCAGGGAGUGCUGGUGGCACGGAGCUGGUGCCCGCACAGGAAGUUGUGCAGAGCAGCUUGCUGGGAAGGAUGACCAUGGCGGAACUGGUUGAUGUCUUCGAAGCUUUUGGAGCACAGGGUUUGGCAAGCUGCGAUUCAGUGGCUCAGGCCAUUGUGCACAGAUACGGAGCAAAUGGUGGGCGAAUUUCUCGGCGAAAUGCAGCGAGAGCCAUCCGUGUGAUGGCGCAGCUUCGCCUUGCACGACCUGAGUUGUUGGACUUGUUGCUGGCAGAGUUGAAUGGCUGGCAGGUGAGUGACCCGAAUGGCUCCGAGCUGCGGCCACGGCCGGCCCUGACGGUGCUAUGGUCGCUGAGUGCCUUGGAGCUGCUUCCCAGGACGGCGCAGUUGGUCGAUUGGUUCUUGGAAUUCCUGUGUCGGGAAGCAGUUGCAGGGUAUGUUCUCGGAACCAAAGCGCAGGCUGUAGAGCUGUUCGAAAGUCUUGGAGCAGCACAGUCCAGUCUGCCACAGCUCACAACAAGGCACCUCGAGACUCUCAUGGCGGGACAUUCCCCAGCUGCAGAGCAGGUUCUCUUGGAGAUCGGCCAAGGGAGAGAACUUCGAAGUGCUCAGGAACUUCUGGGUAUGCCCAGGUCCAAAUUUAUGGAGCAGCACCAAUUGCUGGAGCCACGAGAGGCCCAUGAGUCCAGUUUGAACUCUGAAGACCUUGGCUUUGAAGGUUCUUCUCCAGAUCUCAAGGGUCGUUCGCUGCUGGAUGAGCUGGCCUUGCGCUGGGAGCUACACAGAAGUCAACAGGGCCGUGCGAUACCCAAGUCCAAGCAGUUGAUGGGUCUGGUCUUGGCAGGGCUGAAUGCGGCUCCCUUGCUGCGUGCGACGCCACACCCUUUGAGCACCAUGGCCCAAGAAGAGCUGCGGGGUAGCGGCGGCUUUGAACAACAGUGGCCUGUAGGUUGCUAUGAUGUUGACUGGGGACAUCCCUUCUUCCGGAUUGGCAUACUUGUCUUGAGAGACCAGGACUUCCUUUACGAUGCCACUGCGACUGCGCAUGGGACUGAACUGCAUGGGGCAGCACGACUGCGACUCCGGCUUUUGUCGGAAGAACGGUGGUGGCUGAUCCUGCUACGUGCGUCAGCUGUUGACACCUGGAUCGUGCCCAAAGAUCCUCAACUCUUCAAUCGCCAACUGCAGGCCCGUGUGGCCCGGGCGAACAAGCUCUACCCCCUCGAGAGAAGGUGGGUUUUACCGACCAUUUGA